AAACCAAAAAGUCCGCGCCAUUUUGUUUGUUUUUAGUGGGAGGAGGAGAAGGGGUGGAAAAAAGUAAACUACGGCCGCCCAAAACAACUACAAUUGGUGCGUAAUUGGCUGGUGUCCCCCCCUCACCCAUUGGUGAGAAGGUGCUGGGACAAUGUUUUACGCCCACUUUGUCCUCAGCAAACGUGGGCCGCUGGCCAAGAUCUGGCUAGCGGCCCACUGGGAUAAGAAGCUCACCAAGGCUCAUGUGUUUGAAUGCAACCUGGAGAGCAGUGUGGAGAGCAUCAUCUGCCCCAAGGUGAAAAUGGCCCUGCGUACGUCAGGUCAUCUACUCCUGGGGGUGGUGAGGAUCUACAACAGGAAAGCCAAGUACUUGUUGGCUGACUGUAAUGAGGCAUUCAUCAAGAUCAAGAUGGCCUUCAGACCAGGUGUGGUGGAUCUGCCAGAGGAGAACAGAGAAGCUGCCUACAACGCCAUCACCAUGCCAGAAGAGUUCCACGACUUCGACCAGCCACUACCAGACCUAGACGACAUCGAUGUAACCAAGCAGUUCACAUUGAACCAGAGUCGAGUGGAAGAGAUCACCAUGAGGGAGGAGGUGGGCAACCUGAGCUUGUUGCAGGAGAAUGACUUCGCUGACUUUGGGAUGGACGACCGGGAGAUGAUGCGGGAGGAGAGUGCCUUCGAGGUGGACAUCAUCCACGUGGCGUCAGCCUCUAACCUGCUCCUAGACCCAGAGACCUCGGGGGCCCCUGUCCCAGACAAGUCCAACCACCUGGAAUACGACGACCAGUACAAAGAUGACUUCGGAGAGGACCCCAUGGCUGACAGCGAGGGAGGCAUGCUGGUUGACAAGCUCCUCAGUAACGAGGAUGGGGGUGGCAUUUUCGACGACCCUCCUGCCAUCACCGAGAGUGUGCUGAGACUGCAGGACCACGAUGACGAAGACGACUUUGAUGCCCUCUCACCGGGAGGUCCAGACAGCCCAGACUCAGACCCAGCGGAGCCCCUGCCCACCAUGCAGGACCAGACGGAGCAGACCACGCUGGUACACAACGAAGAGGAGGCCUUCGCUCUGGAGCCCAUCGACAUCACAGUGAAGGAAACCAAAGCCAAGAGGAAGAGGAAGCUAAUUGUGGACAACCUGAAGGAGCUGGACAGCAAGACCAUCCGUGCCCAGCUCAGCGACUACUCUGACAUCGUCACCACGCUGGACCUUGCGCCGCCCACAAAGAAGCUGAUGAUGUGGAAAGAGACGGGAGGUGUGGAGAAGCUCUUCUCCCUGCCAGCACAGCCCCUCUGGAACGGCAGGCUUCUCAAGAUGUUCACCCGCACCCUGACCCCCCUGGUGCCAGACGAAAUGAGGAAGAGGAGGAAGGGAGGUGAGGCAGACAGCCUGGAUGAGUUCCUAAAGGACCUGGAGAACCCUGAGGUGCCCAGAGAGGAGGCCAUGCAGAGGGACAUCAUCGACCAGACAAUCCUGGAGGAGCCCAGUGUACUGCAGGCAUCAGCCAUGGAGGGCAGCAGGACCACCCUGGACGAGUCAGUCAUGCCCCCACCCUCAUCCACGCACGGCCAGAAACGCAAGGCCCAGGACACAGAGCCAGCCUUGCCCAUGGGUACUCUGGAACAGGCCGCCAACCAUUCAGGUGUGUCCCAGCAGUUGGACAUGACGUUGGCGCUGCCCCCCGAGGACAGCACCAACCUCAGCCAGUUCCCUGAGCUCGACCUGAUAGAGGAGAAGAAGGACAAGAAGGACGGCGAGGACGACUCAGACGAGGAUGAGGAGGGUCAGGCUGGAGACCAGGACCGAGAGGAGAAGAGAUGGAACAAGAGAACCCAGCAGAUGCUCCACGGCCUGCAGAGGGUGAUGGCCAAGACGGGGGCCCAGCAAAUUAGCCUGCUGGAUCUGUGCAGGAACAACAACAAGAAGCAGGCCGCCGCCAAGUUCUACAGUUUCCUGGUUCUGAAAAAGCAGCAGGCGGUGGAGCUCAACCAGACAGAGCCCUACAGCGACAUCAUCGCCACCCCUGGAGCCCGCUUUCACCUCAUCUAGAGACUCAACACUGGCUGAUAUAUUAUUUUUUUUUAUGUGUUUUUGUUUUCUCUGUCCUUGUGCCUUUUUUUUUUAUAUAUAUAUAUAUACCUAUGUGCUUUUGUCUUUCUUGAGAUAAAAAUGUUUUUUUGUUUUUUUAAAGGUCAAGUGGCGAUUGGUGGGGGGUGAAAUCUCUGAAUGUCAUGAUUGGCGGGAAUAUCGUAUUCCGUCUUUUGGGCUUUUGUUAUCCAAUGAAAGCGCUUUGUGUUUAGCUAGAAUGUGAGUGAUAAUCCAAUCAUGUUGCGUUCCAAGGUUCUAUUUCCCUCCCAUUAAAAAAUAGUUAUCAUGUUUUCUACCCUUUAGCCAAAAGGAGCAUGUAGUAUUGAGCAAGUUUCUGAAACACUCAACUGAAUAGUAUACACCAACAAUCUUAUCUUGAAGACCAACAGUAUCUUAGUAGCUUCAAGCGUUCCAAUGGGUUAGUUCUUAAUUCUGCAUUUACAAGUGCUUAAGUCCCUGAUUGUACUUAAUUUUUUCAUAGCUGCAGGUAUUUAGAAUAGGUCUCCAUUGUUGUGGGGAUUUGAGGAUCAUGUAGGUUUAAAAAAAAAAAAAAAAAAAAUAGAAACUGUACCCUCAUUGCCUUCUCCAUUUUUUUUAUUCCAAGUAAUUGCUCCUGAUAUUGCAUUUUUAUGGUAUUACUUGAAUCAUUCCCUUUAAGUCACAUACUAUGACAAUGAAAAUACUCGUAUCAACUAUCUAUUGCAGAUCUUAAUGUUUUGUUCAGAAUGAGACUUAGUUAAGCCUGCAUUUUUCGCAUCAGAUAUUUUAAACUAUAGUUUUCAACAAAAUCUCUACAUUUCAAGUCACCUGUGUGUGUCUGGAAAUUUCAUUUCAUUAAUCAACUCUGAUGCAGCUGAAUGUUAAGUAAUCUCUGGCAUAUAGAGAAACUUUAAUUUGGUAUUUAUUAAUAAUCUAAAACAGACAGUUUUGAUGCAAUGAUAACUACUGGGAAACAUCACAUGGCAAGUCUUAAUUUAAUUAUGUUAAUAUGUGCGUAGGUGUUUGUACUAAACUCAUUGCGAUAGUCAUUCUUCGAUAGCUUGAAUACGAUAUUGCUCAUCUUAUGGUUCAUCGCUGCAGAGCACAAUUUAUAAUAAUUCUGACCAUCCUUUACAAUGACAACGAAUGCAUUGUUUUGAUAUCCACAAACUUCUGAAAUUGUAUAUCAUGUAAUGGUUCAGUGCAUCCCUUCUUUUGAACUAUGUGCCGGUAAACUUGCAUUCUCCUUUCUGUAUAAAACCCAAAACGACACAUCUUGUAGAUACUGUUGCUGAAGUGUAUUCUUACACAUCAAUAAUUGUAUUAUGAUGCCAUGCCUGUAGUCCUGAGCCCAAGCAACUUGUUACUUUUCUAAUAAAAUGAAUACUGUUUCAACA
This is a messenger RNA of Coregonus clupeaformis (lake whitefish), 3468 nucleotides long. Its product is annotated as double-strand-break repair protein rad21 homolog A-like. NCBI's taxonomy places the organism in Eukaryota, Metazoa, Chordata, Actinopteri, Salmoniformes, Salmonidae. Gene Ontology annotation, biological process: replication-born double-strand break repair via sister chromatid exchange; mitotic sister chromatid cohesion; synaptonemal complex assembly. Gene Ontology annotation, molecular function: chromatin binding; protein binding. The transcript has 14 exons. Bases 152 to 2053 code for a protein of 633 amino acids. Gene Ontology annotation, cellular component: cohesin complex; synaptonemal complex. The record is from RefSeq and is a predicted model, not a curated record.